AUGACAGUUGGCGCUCUUCUGUUGGCAACUGUCUGUCCCUUUCGGAGACGUCUUGUUGUGGUUAUUGUUGUCAUAACUCUUCACCACUUCGUCGCCACCGCUUUGUGUCUGUCUUUGGAUCAGCUGUUCGUGGGAUGCGUUGCGGCGAUCGCUGAUAUCGUUGAGCGCAUCACCGAUAGAUCGGCUGACGGGCGAGUGAUGUCCUCCGCGGUCGCCGACGGCCGUCACCUGUCGCUGGAGCUCAUCCAAGGCGGCCAUGUCUUCGGCGGGGAUCAGAUGAGACAAUGUGUGGCAGAUAUGGGUCUGCCGUGCGUUCAAUGCCUGCAAAACAGUGCAAUAAACAUUAAACACAAAACCCAAAAAAUCAAAAACCUAUUACAAUUGAGUGGCAACGGGUGGGCACGGGUCAGUGGCCUCAGCGCGGGUGGUGUCCACCCUAUGUGGGCACACGUGAAGGUCGUGAAUGUGUGUCUUAAGCGCCGACAGGCUAUACGACCAGUAAGAGAAGCAGUCGUUGUGAAUGCAGUAGCAAAACGUGCGGCCAGUGUUGGGCUCCGAGAAUGUGCGCAUAUAUUGGCCGAUACUCUGGUCACCGCAAGGGUCUGUCCGGUGCCACUCCGCCGCCGCCCUCACGCCAUAACCGCACGGAUAGCUAAUUGGUUCGCCGGACUCGUUUCACGGGCACCCGAUUACCCGCUACAACAGAUUCAGUCACAGAAUAUGGCCUUUUAUAAAGGAAAUAACGAUCUAUUAGGUGAUGAAACAGAUAUCGCGAUAUUAGUCUCUAAAUUACAAGGUAUGAAUCUGUUGGCGGAUCUGUUGGUUCCGUACACCGACUAUAAUCACGUGGACUUUGGGAUACAAAAACAUAAUAACCUUUAUCUCAAUUCCUAUGCGUUUGAUUUUAGAAGCACUGACGGGUUGGUAAAGAUAUUGCCUGACAUUUACCGAGAUACACCACAAUUGAUUAAAAGCCGAGGCUUUAAGUACCAGAAAUAUAAGGUAACCACCGAUGAUGGCUAUAAUUUGGUAAACCCCUAUUGGAGGGGCAAAACUAAACCACUACUACUAUGGCAUCAGUUGGCCUUUAGCUCCGAUAUAUGGCUCUUCUCGAGCCCCGGAUAUUUGUCGCCAAAUGGUGUCUAUAGUGAACAAAACGGGACAUUAGUUAACAAUUGUGGCAAUAGUUUGACGUCUAAUAUAGCGUUUACAUUGUCUUCAUGUGGUUAUGACGUCUGGUUAGGCAAUACUCGCGGCAAUCGUUACUCUAAUACACAUCAAAAUCCUACCUGGGAUAAGCUCUGGAACUAUACGUUCACUGAAACGGCGUCGAUCGCAUAUAUCGGUCACUCAAUGGGCACCACAUCUAUGUUAACGUUACUAUCGCUGAUACCGGACUUUGAACGGCACAUCCGGCCCAUCAUCCUAUUGGCGCCGAUCGCAUACCUAAGCAAUACGGGAUCCAUUGUCCGAUUGUUGACACCAUUGAUCACCAUAUUAGCCCGAUUAGUUGCACCGUUAGGUCUGCCCGAAACACUUAUGCGCUACAUUGGCCAAUACCUUUGCACACAGCCUGUAAUUGGAUCCGUUUGCGCCGCCAUUGUCUACGAGUUUGUCGGCUACGACUCGUACGCCGACGAUCCGGAUCUGAUGCCAACAUUAGUGGGCAAAGCGCUGGACAACGUGUCCACAAAGAUAUACUUACAAUACGGUCAGUUCAUAGUUGACGGACGUUUCCACGAGUUUGAUUACGGCCCGGAAGAUAAUAUCGGCCAUUACGGGCAACCCAUGGCACCCGAUUACCCGGUGGACAAAAUACGGUCCAAGAAUAUGGCCUUUUAUGUGGGAAACGCUGACCUCUUGGGCGAUAAAACUGAUGUCCAAAAAUUGGUGUCCAGACUAAGAGUGAAACUCUUGGAGGACCUAUUGGUUCCGUACGCCGACUGGAAUCACAUAGACUUCGCGGUCAACAAACACACCAACCGUUACCUCAACGGCCGUGUCGUCGGUGUCUUGGAUUAC
Medioppia subpectinata is the source of this 2022-nucleotide messenger RNA. The record is from the annotation of a GenBank genome assembly. NCBI's taxonomy places the organism in Eukaryota, Metazoa, Arthropoda, Arachnida, Sarcoptiformes, Oppiidae.